Molecule: messenger RNA, 2035 nt
Organism: Labrus mixtus (cuckoo wrasse)
Lineage: Eukaryota; Metazoa; Chordata; Actinopteri; Labriformes; Labridae
Product: protein NDRG1-like
Exons: 12
Coding region: 176-1303 (375 amino acids)
Biological process (GO): signal transduction
Cellular component (GO): cytoplasm
Source: RefSeq, a predicted model, not a curated record
GACCGUCACACACAUUAAGCACUGCUGCUCUCGGGUCGGUUCUUACAGCACAAACGGAGAGGAAAUUCAUCGAUCUGUGGAAGUUAAGAAUUGAGGAGCUACACAGCAGACGGGAAAUCUCUCCCUGAUUCUUCUGCCCAUCUUUUCUGUCGUGGUCUUAUCUGCAUCAGCCACCAUGGUUCUGGAGGACAACGAGGACUCAGUCUUUGAGCCCACAAUCACUGAGGAGCAUGUGGAGACUCUGUAUGGGAACGUGCACUGCAUCAUGACAGGGACUCCAAGGGCAAACCGCCCCGUCAUCCUGACCUUCCAUGAUGUUGGACUGAACCACAAGUCCUGUUUUGAGAAGCUGUUCAGCCACGAGGACAUGCUUGAAAUCACGAGGCAUUUCCCUGUUUGUCACGUCGAAGCACCUGGACAGCACGAGACAGCAAAGACUCUGCCACCUACGUACAUCUAUCCAACAAUGGACCAGCUGUCUGAGGCUCUGCCCGCUGUCCUCAAACAUUUUGGGCUGCGCACUGUGGUUGGACUGGGAGUCGGAGCAGGAGCCUACAUCCUGGCGAAAUUCGCUUUGAAUCAUCCUGAGCUGGUGGACGGAUUGGUUCUGAUCAACAUCAACCCCAGUGCUGAAGGACUAAUGGACAGUGUUGCAUACAGGAUCACUGAAUGGACCCAUACUCUCCAGGACCAAGUCAUCGCACAUUUGUUUGGAAAAGAGGAGAUCCAGACCAACCAUGACCUCAUAGCUACAUACCGCCACAACAUCACAACAACGAUGAAUCAGUACAAUGUGAGCCAGUUCUACCGCUCCUACAACAGUCGCAGCGCUUUGGAUGUGGAGAGGCCUGUUCCUGGAGGAAACAUCAACGUCAGGACCCUCAAGUGCUCCACUCUGCUGGUUGUAGGCGACGAUUCUCCAGCUGUGGAGGCCGUGGUCGACUGCAACUCCAAACUUAACCCCACCAAGACCACACUGCUCAAGAUGUCAGACUGUGGAGGACUUCCUCAGGUGGUUCAGCCAGCAAAAGUGAUUGAAGCCUUCAAAUAUUUCAUCCAAGGCAUGGGAUAUUUGUCCAGUGCCAGCAUGACCAGACUUCGGUCACGAACGACCUCCAGCUCCAGCAUCUCGUCCUUCGAUGGCUCUCGUAGCCGCGCACACACCAAUGAGCUGCGUGGCAGAACCCACUCACACGGCACUGAAGAGAAGCGUGGGCGCUCACAAACUGAUGCCUCUAUGGAUAACAUUUCCAACAAUAAUAUGGACCACACGAACUCAAAGUCCACAGAGCUGGCAUGUUAGAGAGAACUCUGUGCUCCUAAAUCCCAUGCACUUAAACCCAAUCAUACCUCAUUAGCUCCACCCAUAUAGCUCCCCUCAUACCUUAACUACCAUCAUAUUGACAUCCUUCUUAUGUCUGUCAGGCCCUUUCAUAUGCACUAUCACUAGUUGAGAAGCCACAUCAUGUGGCUCCAUGUAGCCAUUUUUUUUUACCCUUUUAAAUUAUGUAUUUUCCUUCAUCAGUUUAACAAUCCUGUGUCUCUUCCUUUCUAUCGAUCUGCUCUUUAUUCUACCUUGAACUGUUGCUGUAUGUCUCUACCUCUGUUUCUUCUUUUCUACGUAUGUCUCCUUUUUUUCCCUGUUCAUGUCUUUGUCUUUUUCUUGUCUUUUAUUUUCCAUUUCUGCCCUCUGACUCUGAUCCCUGUACCAGAGGUUCUGCUGCAGGCUUCAGACGUUGAAAAUCAAGUCCUUAAGCUUCCACAUGUGAAUUCAUGUAUCAUGAGUAUAUCUCCUAUAGCGUAAAAACUGGAUGUUCAUUAAAAAAUGUGUACAAUUUAUAAUAUGUAACUAUGACGGCUGUGUGAUAAUAAACAGCAGGAAUUUGUUUGACAUAUAUAUUUUAGACUCUUUUUAAAUGUACUGUGCAAUGUUACUUUUAUUGUUACAUUAAGUUCAAUCAGUAAAACAGAUAACUUCAUGUAAGUGUCUUUGUGCUUUCAGUGAAUAAACACUUGAAUAAAAAUAAUUAUCCAU